CUGCCGCUGCCCCAGAGGCAUCAGCAGGAGAAGACUCUAAACUCAUUUGGAGCCUUUGGGCGAGCUUUGGCCUUCAGGCGCCAGCUAGAACGCACGGAACGAGCAGGCAUUCGAGCCAGCCCCCGAAAUUCCGGGCAGCAGAGCAACAGGAAGAAGGAAAAGAAAGAAAGAAAGGGAGGGCGCUCGGAACUUGCAGGAAGUGGACUGGUCAUGGGCUCCGGCGUCACUAAGCAUUGAACACAUCCGUUUACCACAUCCUCUUGCGUGACAGCGUCAGAUAGAGAUUGGUGAGCGGAUAGAGACACCAGCCAGACGAUACUAGGUGCGACUCCGACAACUCAACUCGACCGAACACCUCCGCCUCUUGUGUUCACAGUUGAGUCGCGGCCGCACUUGAUGACGGAGCAGCUGAAUCCGUGCUGAACACCCGCCCCCAUCAGUGGCCUCAGAGCAGUGGCCUCGGCUGUAUAAAUAAGAGUCGGGAGGCGGACAUAGGCUGCGGGAUUGUUAGUCAUUGCAGAUUCGGUACUCGCGAGAUUGGCAUUGAAAGCGAGGCGAUUGAGCUGAGGAGGAGAAGAGGAAGAAAAGGUGGCCUAGCGAGGGUAUCAGCUGCCGCAGAAUCUGAUUCAAGGAAAGUUUGCUCGGACUGAGGGGCCUGCGGUAAUAGAACUUUUGAGAUACAGAAAGCAAGCAUGGAGAAAACCAAUGACGUGAGCGAGCAAAUUAAAGGUGUUGAAGAUCCUCUUCUCGUGAAGUCUAUGGAGAAGGAUGUUCUAGUCUCAGACAUUUCAGGCACAACGAAGGAACUUGAAGAUGAAGGAGAAAUGUUCGUCAUGGUUGGAGCCGAAGUCGCCGAUUCAGCGAACGAAAUAGCGAAGGAGCCCAGAAAAGGUUCUGGCUUGGUUUCGAUCCCGACAAUUCUUGAGAAGGAGUUGCAUGAACUUCUAACAAACAACUCUCCUGGAACACAAUUGGAGGUAUCAGAUGGGACCUUGAAGAAAGAUGGAAAUGGGGAUGAGAAAGCAGUGUUGCCCGAGAAAGUUGAAGAAUGCGUAGACAUGAAAGAGAAGAAAUUCGGAUUUGAUGCUGAAAAGAAGGAGAAAACGGAGAAGGAUGAUGGGUCCGAGGGUGACAAGACGAAAAAGGAGAAGGAAGAGAAGAAAGAUGAUGAAUCGGAAAAGAAAGAGAAGAAGGAAAAGAAGGAGAAAGGGGAAGACUCAGACAAAAAGGAGAAGAAGGAAAAGAAGGAGAAAGGGGGAGAUUCAGACAAGAAAGAGAAAAAGGAAAAGAAGGAGAAAGACAAAAACAGCGCAGACGGGAAGAAAGAUAAGGAAAAAGUCAAAAGUGACAAGGAAGGGAAGGAGAAGGAGAAAAAGGAGAAGAAGGAGAAGAAGAGCAAGAAAAGCAACGUCGAAAAGAUUCAAAAGAAGUUGGAAAAAAUCCAUGCCAAGAUGGAUAGAAUUCUUGCAAAGAAAGAAGAAUACCUGCAGCGGCUUGUAGAAGCUCAGGAGAAGGAUCGCCAAGAAAAAGAACGUCUGGCUGCGGAAAAUUCAGCAAAGCAAAAAGGCGAAUCACCUACAACCGUCUCUUCUUCUAUCGACAGACACGGCGAUGCCAGUACAGGAGGAGAUGUGAGGGAGGCCGAAGUAAAGCAAGUGGAACCUCCAGUGCACAUGAGUGCAAAGCAGCUUAAUGAGGAAAUGCCCUCUCCUCUUUCUGCUCCACAAGAAGAUAUCAGUAAUAAGGACACCAAACUUCCAGAGGAGAAGUCGUUACAGAAGGAGGUCAUUUCUGAGCAAUCCAAGAAGGAGCAGGUAGAAGACGUCAAACAUACCUCGGAUUCGGUUGCUGGGCAUAACAAUGGAGAGUCGGGUGCAUUAAGCUUUUCUGCUUGAUCGUGCCAUCUGAGAUUACACCGGACAGGUACCUUGAACUUGUCUCUAUUGCCUCCUACGUGCCAAAUGGCAAAUUUUAUUCGGCAGGUCAAGAAUGGAGUGAACCGUUCACCAGCUGUGGCGUAGGAAGCCUUUGAGAUAUUCCCCACACAUUCGUCCUUGGAGUCGCGAUCUAUCGCCACGAACUCAAUGCGAUCAGGUACAGAUGGGAAGCGUGUAGAUGUUUCUUAUCCAAACUAGACUUAGAUAAGAUUUUGACGCAAAUGAUUUUGAGGUUGUCUGGAUAUGUUCUACAAAGUGCAGAUAGUGAGGAGAGAAAGUAUAUGGGUGAAGCUAAAUUGGCAAGAGUUUACUACGGUAUAUUUUUCAUCCAUUGUACAAGAUGGUAUGUAUGGGACAUUUCAAGGACCCCUUUCGAACGAGCAAAUGUUGUUCGAAGGUUUCGAGUGUAAAAAACUUCUGACUCUGUACCAGGCUUUGUAAAUCCGCCUCUUUACUCCCGAGAGCGAAAACGAUAAUCCGUUCCUUCUACACUCUACUGCCGUUCGGAAUGGCCAAUUAUGAA
Marchantia polymorpha subsp. ruderalis is the source of this 2460-nucleotide messenger RNA. NCBI's taxonomy places the organism in Eukaryota, Viridiplantae, Streptophyta, Marchantiopsida, Marchantiales, Marchantiaceae. The record is from the annotation of a GenBank genome assembly.